Molecule: messenger RNA, 1258 nt
Organism: Symsagittifera roscoffensis
Lineage: Eukaryota; Metazoa; Xenacoelomorpha; Acoela; Convolutidae
Product: pyruvate dehydrogenase E1 component subunit beta, mitochondrial-like
Exons: 3
Coding region: 16-1161 (381 amino acids)
Biological process (GO): pyruvate decarboxylation to acetyl-CoA
Molecular function (GO): pyruvate dehydrogenase (acetyl-transferring) activity
Source: RefSeq, a predicted model, not a curated record
UUAAAUAGUUUUAUAAUGUUGCAUAUGCGACGAUGUGUUUCUCAAAUGGGCCGGGUAAGCAGAGACCAGCAAAAUCAAUUGCAACAUCAACAUAAUGUGCGGAUAAGUGUGAGUCAGAAGAGGCUGAUGGCGUCCAAACAGAUGACCAUCAGAGAUGCACUGAACAGUGCAAUUGACGAAGAGAUCCGAAGGGAUGACAGAGUAUUUGUCAUGGGCGAAGAGGUAGCUCAAUACGACGGUGCCUACAAGGUCACAAAGAACUUGCACAAAGAAUGGGGAGACAAACGAGUGAUUGACACUCCCAUCACAGAAAUUGGCUUCUGCGGAAUUACAGUGGGUGCCGCCUUCGCCGGGCUCAGACCUAUUGUCGAGUUCAUGACCUUUAACUUCUCGAUGCAGGCCAUCGACCAAAUCGUGAAUUCAGCUGCCAAAAGUCACUAUAUGUCGGCUGGAGCUGUGAAAUGUCCGAUCGUGUUCCGAGGGCCCAAUGGUGCCGCGGCAGGAGUUGCCGCUCAGCAUAGUGUAUGCUACGGAGCAUAUUAUUCCCACGUUCCAGGUCUCAUUGUAAUUUCACCUUACUCUGGAGAGGAUUAUAGGGGUUUGUUUAAAGCGGCGGUGCGUUGCGAUGACCCGGUAGUUUUCCUGGAAAACGAACUGGCAUAUGGAAAUCCGACCGAAAUCAGUGAAGAAGCUUUAAGUCCAGACUUUAUGCUGCCAAUUGGAAAAGCGAAAAUCGAGCUAGAAGGCAAAGAUGUUACAAUUGUAUCCUUUUCCAAACAUGUUGGAUUGUGCCUGGAAGCGGCUGCUGCUUUGAAACAGGAUUAUGGCAUCGAAGCUGAAGUUGUGAAUCUUAGAACAUUGCGACCUAUGGAUACGGAUACAGUACUGGAGUCCGUUAAAAAGACACAUCAUCUAUUAACAGUGGAAGGCGGCUGGCCCCAAAGCGGAAUCGGGUCUGAAGUAAUCACAAAAGUAGUGGAAUCUGAAGGAUUUGAUUACCUGGAUGCGAACCCCAUGCGAGUCUCGCAAGCCGAUAUCCCUGUACCAUACGCGAUGAACCUCGAACGCAUAACAAUGCCCCAAAUUGAGAAUAUAGUCGUUAGCGUGAAACACAUGCUGGGAGUUGAGUUCCACCCGAAUAUUAAAAACUACGCUCACUGAGACAGUAUUCAGAAUUUGGAAACGAGGAAUAGUAGUAAUUGACUGUAAAUUAACCACAACUGAGUUGACCUAAUUCAAUAAAACUUUGCUUAAGAAA